UCUCCUCGGCGUCAGUGUGGGUGGCCAUGGGCGUGUUGCCCCGUCGGAAGGCGACAUGAAUUCGGUCCGUGUGGUUUUUGUUGGAGUUGAUUUUGGAGUCUUCUUUUUUUUUAACUGCACGUCUAGUUCACUGACUCAGGUUUAAAACCAGUCCGGCACUCCACCAAAGAAGAAUGACUUACCUGCGCAAAGUACUCAGAAGACGACUGCACCCUCUUAAACUGGCCGCAGUGGCUCUGGUCUUUGUCACGUUUGUGUUCUUCAUACAAUGGGAAGUGGAAAGCCAAAGCCAACAGAAGGACCCAUGGCUGCAGGAGAUAAAAGAGAAACGGGAUACCAUGCUGGGCAUGGUGAUUGGGGCAGUUAAUAACCUCAGGGACGCCAUGCCAAAGAUGCAGAUUAGAGCGCCUGUACGUCAGCAGCACAGUGAAAAUGGUGCAUCCUGUUUGCCGGGUCGCUACACAGCUGCAGAGCUCAAACCAGCCCUGGAGAGGCCUCCCCAGAACCCGCUCGCUCCCGGUGCCGCUGGCAAGCCCUUCCACACGGACUCCCUGAGCCGGGCAGAACAGAAGGAAAAAGAGACUGGCGAGCAGAAGCACUGCUUCAAUCUGUAUGCCAGUGAUCGCAUCUCCCUGAGCCGAGACCUGGGCGCAGACACAAGACCGCCAGCAUGUAUUGAGCAAACCUUCAAGCGGUGCCCCCCCUUGCCAACCACCAGCGUGAUAAUCGUGUUUCACAAUGAGGCCUGGAGCACCCUGCUGAGGACCGUGUACAGUGUCUUGCAUACGUCCCCCGCCAUUCUCCUCAAAGAGAUUAUCCUGGUGGACGACGCCAGUGUUGAUGAUGUGCUAAAGGAUGAGUUGGAGGAGUAUCUGAAAGCCUUAAGUAUUGUUCGGGUGGUUCGGCAAGUAGAGAGGAAGGGCCUCAUCACUGCUCGGUUACUGGGCGCAUCCGUGGCUACCGGUGACACUCUCACCUUUCUGGAUGCCCAUUGCGAGUGCUUUAACGGAUGGCUGGAGCCACUGCUUGCCAGGAUAGCAGAGAACUCAACCGCAGUGGUCAGUCCUGAUAUAUCGACCAUUGACCUUAACACCUUUGAGUUCAUGAAGCCGUCCCCGUACGGCCAGAACCACAACCGGGGCAACUUUGACUGGGGCUUAUCCUUCGGAUGGGAGGGUCUUCCGGAUCAUGAGAAAAAGAGGAGGAAGAAUGAAACUUAUCCGAUCAAGACUCCCACGUUUGCCGGCGGGUUGUUCUCCAUCUCGAGGGAAUAUUUCUACCACAUCGGAAGCUAUGAUGACGAAAUGGAAAUCUGGGGUGGCGAGAAUAUUGAAAUGUCUUUCAGGGUCUGGCAGUGCGGCGGACAGCUGGAGAUCAUCCCGUGCUCUGUCGUCGGUCAUGUGUUCCGCACCAAGAGCCCCCACACUUUUCCCAAGGGUACGCAGGUGAUUGCCCGCAACCAAGUCCGACUGGCUGAGGUCUGGAUGGACGAGUACAAGGAGAUCUUCUACCGUCGUAACCAGCAAGCCAGACAGAUGGCCACAGAUAAAACCUUUGGCGACAUCUCAAAGCGGAUCGACCUCCGUGAGCGGCUGCAGUGCAAGAGCUUCUCCUGGUAUUUGAAGAACGUCUAUCCUGAGGUCUUCAUGCCUGAUCUGAACCCUCUGCGCUUUGGCUCGGUGAAAAAUGUGGGCAAGGACUCAUGCCUGGACGCGGGCGAGAACAAUGACGGGGGCAAACAUCUGAUCAUGUACCCAUGUCACGGGCUAGGAGGGAACCAGUACUUUGAGUUCUCCACACAUCACGACAUUCGACACAAUAUUCAGAAGGAGCUGUGUUUGCACGGAUCGGAGGGGGCUGUCAAGCUGGAGCCCUGCCAGUAUCAGGGCAGGGAUACAGUUGUGGGUCCGGAGCAACAAUGGGAGUUGCAGGAUAACCAGUUAUUCUACAUGCCGAGAAUGAACAUGUGUCUGACUUCCCGUCUUGAGAAUCCUGCUUUGGCUCCUUGCGACCCCUCGGACAGAUACCAGCUUUGGUCCUUCAUCUGAAUGUAGAAUAAGUUGUUCAAAAUCCCUUUUUUAAAUUAUAGAUUCGGGACUGCA
This is a messenger RNA of Syngnathoides biaculeatus (alligator pipefish), 2102 nucleotides long. RefSeq names its product UDP-N-acetyl-alpha-D-galactosamine:polypeptide N-acetylgalactosaminyltransferase 3 (GalNAc-T3) (gene galnt3). Gene Ontology annotation, cellular component: Golgi apparatus. The transcript has 11 exons. The record is from RefSeq and is a predicted model, not a curated record. Lineage: Eukaryota; Metazoa; Chordata; Actinopteri; Syngnathiformes; Syngnathidae. Bases 174 to 2048 code for a protein of 624 amino acids.